UUUGGCGUUACGUUUUAUUUGCUAUUUAAUCCAAUUUUUUUCUCUAAUUCGUUUUCUCUUUGUUGAAAUUUUGUCAGCAUUUUCUGAUUUUUUAACAAUUUUAACAUUAAGCUUAAAUUCAACAAUCUUAAAGAACCUAAUUUUUAUAUUAUUUUAUUAUUCUCUCUAUUUGGUAAUAAGACUGAUUACCGAGAAUUUAAUUGUGCUGAAUAACGAAUAUUUUCUGAAUAUUUUCCAUGAACUGAUAAACUUUGAUAACAAUUAAUUUUGACUUUAUUUUUCAGAAUUUUUUAAUAUUAAAUAUGGGACCACCAACAAAUUCAAAUUCUUGCGAAACAAUGAUUGCACAACCAAUUCAACCUUACAAAACAAAUGAAGCCAGUACUCUUCGUCAGUAUUAUACUUCAAAGAUUCAGGAAGCAAAGCAGCAACUUACUGAAAAAAUGCAAAAUGUUCGGAGACUUCAGGCUCAGCGGAAUGAAAUGAAUAAUAAGGUUAGAAUGUUAAAGGAAGAAUUAUCAAAACUUAAUGAACAAGGCUCAAAUGUUGGAGAGGUUGUGAAGGUUAUGGAUAAAAAGAAAGUUCUUUCGAAGGUUCAUCCCGAAGGGAAAUAUGUUGUUGAUAUUGACUCUUCAGUUGACCUAGUUAAGUUGACUGCUGGUUGCAGAGUUGCUCUACGGGCUGAUAGUUAUGCUUUACACAUGGUUUUACCAAAUAAGGUUGAUCCACUUGUUAGUUUAAUGAUGGUUGAGAAAGUACCGGAUUCAACUUAUGAAAUGAUUGGCGGGUUGGAUAGUCAAAUUAAGGAGAUGAAAGAAGUUAUUGAGUUGCCAGUUAAGCAUCCAGAAUUAUUUGAAGCAUUAGGAAUUGCACAACCUAAGGGCGUUUUGCUUUAUGGUCUUCCUGGUACCGGCAAAACUCUUUUGGCUCGUGCUGUCGCGCAUCACACUGAAUGUACUUUUAUAAGAGUUUCUGGCUCUGAACUCGUUCAAAAAUUUAUUGGUGAAGGUGCACGUAUGGUUAGAGAACUUUUUGUGAUGGCUCGUGAACAUGCACCUUCUAUCAUUUUUAUGGAUGAAAUUGACUCAAUUGGAUCAUCAAGAGUUGAGGGCAGUCAUGGAGGUGAUUCUGAAGUUCAGCGAACAAUGCUUGAAUUACUUAAUCAAUUGGAUGGGUUUGAAGCGACAAAAAAUAUUAAAGUAAUUAUGGCUACAAAUCGAAUUGAUAUUUUGGAUCCAGCAUUGCUUCGACCUGGUCGAAUUGACAGAAAAAUUGAGUUUCCGGCACCUGACGUGAAGGCACGUUUGGACAUUUUGAAAAUCCAUUCUCGUAAAAUGAAUUUGAUGCGUGGCAUAAAUUUAAGUAAAAUUGCUGAGUCUAUUAAAGGAGCUUCUGGGGCAGAGGCUAAGGCUGUUUGUACUGAAGCAGGAAUGUUUGCACUUCGAGAACGUCGGAUACACGUUACACAAGAAGACUUUGAAAUGGCAGUUGGUAAAGUAAUGGCAAAAGACCAGGAAAAGAAUAUGUCGUUAAAGAAAUUAUUUAAAUAAAUUAAAAAUUGUGUGAAAUUUUUUUGUUUUAUUUUUAAGAGAAAAUUCAGACAAUGAAAAAAAGUAAAAAAAAUAAUUGUC
Molecule: messenger RNA, 1631 nt
Organism: Meloidogyne enterolobii
Lineage: Eukaryota; Metazoa; Nematoda; Chromadorea; Rhabditida; Meloidogynidae
Source: the annotation of a GenBank genome assembly